AGCAGGUGUUAGAAUAGAACUCCUCGUUUAAAUAUCAUGAAUGUAAUAGCUUUGCGACUACGUUUUGCUGUGAAACCCACAUUACCAAUAUGCAGUCGUUGCAUGCAAGGUUUCUAUUCAACACAAACUUUACAAAAGGAACCAACUUCAUCUAUUAUUCCCAAACAUGAGACAAACAUACAACAAGUUAUUCCUGACUUUCCCAAUGUAAUUAUGAAAGAUACAAACUCUGCUGUGGGAUUCUGGAAAACGGAAAAAGGUUUAAAAAUAAAAGACAAGAUACUCACCAACACAGGGAGAGGAUUGAGGUUGCUGGUCUCCAUUGAAAGAUAUAACAAUAUGUGGGAAAGUUGUUUAUUACAAGAAGACAACACACUUUUCCGAUUAAAUGAGUUUGACGAAAUAUUAUACACUCGUCAUGGAGCAGAGUGGGCUGCGUGUUUGCUCAUAUUGAGACUCGGUGGCGCUGUUAAGCUGGUGACGGACGAUAGGUGGAUUGAUGAUGCGGCACAUUUCAGAACACCAAAGAAGAAGGAUUGUACAAUUGAUGCGAUUGACCUUAGAAAUACUUGUGUAACAUACGAUGGAUUGCAACACUUAAAUAGACUGGGUUAUGUCAGGUACUUAAACGUUGGUGAUUGCGAGCACUUCACCAACGAAUGCAUGGCACGCCUACACCCACUAGCUGACACAUUAGAAUACCUGGAUGUCAGUGGAACUCAAGUUUCUCCUGAAGGUUUAACUUUUCUCAGGAUAUUUCCUCAUUUAAAGUGGAUCAACCUUAGUAGGUUAAAGAACCCUGACAAGUUAGAAGCAUUGCUACCAUUCCUAUAUGAGAUCCUACCACCUGAAUGUGUUGUAGUGUUAAAUGAUGAGAUACCAGCUUCAAGAUAUGGGAGUCCUAUUCCUUUCAGGAGUUCCAGAGAUCCCAACAGAGAUGACAAGUUUGAAAAGAAUCCUAACAUAGGUGAUAUUGUUGCCUUCAAUGAAAUUUAUGGCGAGAAUGCUUUAAGAUUACAAGACGUCACCCACAUACACCAGAUGUGGAAAACACCUUUGCAAACACCAAAGAGACAGAAAUACCUCUCAGCAAUGAACACAAAUACCAAGAUAGGAAUAAAGACAUUGGUUAAAUAUAUUAAGAAAGCAGAAAAAUAUCCACCCUUGUUAUAAACUGGAAAUCUUCUUUUUAAUUCUUAGGAAAUUUUCAUUUCUCUGUUAUAAUAAUAUUGUGUGUACUAUGGUGCUAAAAAUUUCAAUGUUGUUUAUAUUUUUUCUUAAACUUCCAAAACUGGCAACCUACCUUUUAUCCCUUAGAAGCAUGUUGUGUUACAAACUACUACAUUGUAUAUUUAUUUACUUCGGUAUUAGGCCAAAUGUGACCCAGUGCUACACCUAAGGAUCUCACCCUUACAGAAUAAAAUGUUUUUGCCGCAGACCUAUUUGCCAAGUUCACUUGAAAAUUGAAAGGUUUUGUUUUUUGUGUGAUUUAUUUUAAGAAAUACCAAGUUUAUGUUUAGUAUCUGUUAUACUGUAUCCAAUUCUCUUUCCUUGCGUUUAAAUAAUCCCAACUUUUCACAG
Molecule: messenger RNA, 1581 nt
Organism: Ciona intestinalis (vase tunicate)
Lineage: Eukaryota; Metazoa; Chordata; Ascidiacea; Phlebobranchia; Cionidae
Source: RefSeq, a predicted model, not a curated record